CGACGCGCUGGGUGGCCGGAGUGGUGCGAGUCUCCGGGGUCGCGCAAAGUGUGCGCCCUGGGGUUUGGGGUGAGGUGCGCCUUUGGAGAUCCUAGGCUGUAAGGGAGCGAGGGGGUGACAGGGUCCUUUCUGCCGCAGCCCGCGCCCGUCAGACUCUGGGUUUGGUGGUUCUUUGUGGAACAGGUGGCUGCGCGACGCGUUCGAACAUCGGGUGGGCGACAUUGGCUGCGAGUGGAGACUUCUCAGGUCUCCAAGCAUAGCCUGCCAAAGUCAUCUCGGCACUAGGCUUCUCGACGCGGUUAGGUCCAGGGAGGGAUGAAAAAAGCGGGAGAAACGGAGGGGAGAGAAAUCGCUUCUGGGAAGGCUUUAAGUAGCGGCUGCGCGCCCGACCGGCUGCUGUGCGUUGCCCGAGACUUGGAGGUCUCCGGUCUCCGGCGUCCCUUCCUAUUUACGCUUGGAUGCGGCACUAACAGCCCCGCAGGCAGCUGCCCGGCUCCGGCUCAAGCUUGCGAUCACCGCUUGGGGUUUGCAGUUCUACCCUGUGGCCUACAGUCUUUCGACAAUGCAUGAGGGGGCAGAAACUAUUAACUUGGCUAAAGUAGCAUCCCGGUUCGCCCCCAUCCCCACGCACACACAUAUCCCGCCUCGGGACGGCUCCCCCGCGCGCGUCCUAGGUCGCUAGACCACCUACUGCAGCGGCCUCCCGAAUGGGGCGGAGGGGAGGGAAGCGGAGCAUGUGUGAGUGAAGAAGGAGAUUAACAACAACACCUUUGAGUCUGGAGUUGGGGUACCCAGAAUUGCAGCCCGACAAAGAACAACUAUAGACUAUGGAUAAAGCACCAUUGGAAAAGGAAGCCCCCGGCUGCUUGGACACUGGCCUGUUUAGAUAAGAAUAUUCCUAUAAACCACGUAGCACAAGCCUCUUCGACUCCUGCGUGUAAUGUGUGUGGUUUUAUUCCUCCUUAGUUACUUGGGUUUCUGUAAUCGUGGACGCAAGUUACAAUCUCUUGUAAAGAAGCUAGGGCUUCCUGGCGCCUCUCGAAGGAUAAUACAGUUUUGAGGAAAAGUUUCCCCACUUGAGGUUACAGCGUGUGUUUUCCCCUGCUUGCUGAACGCCAGAGAGAUCUCUUUUCGCUCUGGUAUCUGCACGGUUCGGAGACUUGUCGGCAGACGGUUCUCGAGCACUCUCGCGCUGCUUCUGCUGCGCAACCUGGGGCAGUGUUUGGAGCGCCCGCAUCCCAGCAGGUGUAACAGAUGCCUCCCCAAACCCCUGGAUUGCCUACUGUGGCAAUUGAGCCUCCCAGCAAGAGAUGUUUACGAAAUGACGUGGAAGGUGCCUUUACUUCCUCUUCACCAGAAAUCUUUUCCUGAGGCUCGAGGCUCAGAGCACCUUGAAGCAGCCAGUAGGCCAGUAGGACUGAGGGUACAGAGUGUGCCUACAUCAACCCUCUUGCCUGUUUCCCUUCCGACAACGAUUACCCCACUAACCACCAGCUGGACAAGCUCUCUGCAGGGCCAUCCUGCCUCUGCUACCAGUGGCACACUCAGCAAGCCAACACCCCUGGUCACAGCUUCAGCCCAGCUGUCCCCAUUACCCAGGAACGACUCCGUAGAGCCCCGAGACCAGGAGGCCACCAGCCCAACCUCACACUGGAAAGACGCAAACACAGACCCCUCACCAACAAGCAGUGGGGUCCCCUUAACACCCACGCCCACUGAACACAGCUCAGGCACUCCGGAGGCCAGCGUGCCGCCCACAGGGUCACAACCCCACACAGCUACAGAGUCACAGCUCCCUGCAACUACAGGGUCACAGUCCCCUGUGACUACAGGGUCACACCCCCCUGCAACUGCAGGGUCACAGUCCCCUGUGGCUACAGGAUCACAGCCCCCUGCGACUACAGGUUCACAGUACCCCACAGCUUCAGGGUCACAGUCCUCCACGGAGCCUCCCACGCUCACCUCCCCUCAGCCUCCAGCCUCGUCACCCCCACCCUUAUCAACCGCACCCCCAGAAGUUUCUUCUGCCUCAGUCAGCACCAACCACAGCUCCACUGAGACCAGUACCAGGCCCACAGGAGUCCCAACCACACAAGAGUUCCCAACAGAGACACCCCACUCUGGCCACACACCCAUUUCACAUGCCACAACUGAGCCCGGGCCCUCGGAGACAACAUCCCAAGCAACUGGGCCAGCCAAAGUGACAUGUGUGCUGAUAGACCCCGAGACCACCACCUCGCCGGGGAUGAUCAUGCAGGGGGUGGAGCACGCGCUAAGCUCAGGCAGCAUCGCCGCCAUUACAGUGACAGUCAUUGCUGUCGUGUUGUUGGUGUUCGGAGCUGCAGCGUAUCUGAAGAUCAGGCAUUCGUCCUACGGAAGGCUUUUGGAUGACCACGACUAUGGGUCCUGGGGAAACUACAACAAUCCUCUGUAUGAUGACUCCUAACAAAGGAACGUGUCCUGGGAUAAGGAAUAACUGUUCCUUAUUUAAAGUGCUUAUCCACUAGAAUUAAUAACAAGAACCUGAUGCACAUCAAGCGACAAUCUUAAGCCCUGUUUUGUUGGUAUGGUUGUUUUGUUUUCCUCCCUCUCUGCUGGCUGCUACAACUUCCCCUUUCUGGUCCAAAAAAGAACCAUUAUUUAAAGGUGAGUAAGGCUGAUUUGCAGCUGAAAGGGGCCAACUGGAGCUGGCCAGGCCCAACCACCAAGGGGGAGGCCCUGUACCCACCACAGGACCCACGCCGAGGACAGAGGAGAGGGAUACAGUUCUUUCAUCGGGGGCUACUUUCAGGGCAACUUUUUGUUUGUGAUAUUUCUUAAACUUUUUUUUAGGAAAUUACAUAAAAUCUCAAUGAGGGGAAAGGAAAUGAGCCCUGGGAAGAUUUCAUCCUGAAGGCAUGGAAACAAGGGUUUCUCAGAUUCUUUUUUAAAAUCUUUGUUUAUCUGGUUGUGUCUGACAGGAUACCUGUGGCUCUACAAGCUGGAUCCCAGCUUCUCAGCUGCCUAAUUAAUGAAAGAGGAAACCAGACAGUGCCUGGAGGAGGCUAGCAGGCCAAGGGGCCAAGUAGCAUGUUGCUAUCAGAUCGCAGCUUGCCUCUACCCAUCUCUGCUAAGGAUGCCCUUUCUAGUCAGCUGCAGCAGGGAUCCAGCCACAAGGUUUCAGUGGAGCUGUGGUCCCAUAGGAGAAGGCUAGGAGAUGAGUUUAGUUAUGGAAGAGCAAGAGAGAGGCGAGUGGAGUGAGUGUACAGUGGGGGUGGUGGGGAGGGGCUGAUGUGCCCUGAGCACCUCAUUAGGGAAUGUGGGAGUCAGCCCUCAGUAACUGUCAGAGACAUCCACUGCUUGGAGGAGCCCAUAGAAUCCUCCUUCAUAACCACAAAGCAGCUAGUUCACUGCCUUGCUGUCUGUUGGCUAAUGGCUGUAACCUGUUUUAAAAAAAAAUUGGACUUGUCUGUCUGCAAUUGCUCAUUGAGGCAUCUGCACGGGAAACAGACACCAUGAUUAAUCUAUUAUUCUUCCCAUACACCUACUGUACUAAUUCUGCCCUUUAAGAAAUGAACCCUCCUGAUACAGUCUUAAAACUCAUUAUCACAAAUUUUGAGAGAGAACUGAUCACCUUUGCAGGCAUCCAUUUACUGCAGUGGUUCUCAGCCAGUGGGCAAUUUUGCUUCCCCCAGGAAACAUUUGGAAGUCUGGUGGUAUUUUUGAUUGUCACAACUGGGAGGUGUUAUUGGCAGGUAGAGACCAUGGGUGCAGUGAACAUCCCACGAGGCACAGGAGAGCCCACAGCAAGGAAUCAUCUGGCCCAAAAUACCAGGAGUGCUGGGUUUGAGAAACCCUGAUUGAUUGUGAUGCCCAUUGUGACAAAACGAAACCUCCCAGAUUAGAAAUAUUUUUUAUUUUUAAAGGAAAUGAUGUAACAUUUGGUCUAAAAAGUAUUCAGUUUGUCAGUGAAUGGGUUGUUUGGGGCAAUGCGUGAUUGCCUUUUCAUUUCUCUUUGCUUUCUAGGUAGGUUGGUUCAUGGCUAAAACUGUCCUCCUGUAACAUUAACCAGGGUCUUAUGUUCUGAUUUUAUGGGGUAGAAAACAUACAUUGGGUCCUGUUUCAAAAUGUAUUAUAUUGUCAUGCAAUGUCAUAAAGAACUUGAAACUGGAUCGAUUUUUAUUUAUUAAAUGUGGACCCUCUGCCAUGAGUCUGUUUAGUUUCCAGAAAUUUGACCCUUGGCUCACCCUGUCACUCACUGCAGCCCAGCGAGGCACUGACAUGAAAACCACAGUAGCCACACUGCUUUAAUCCUCUCUGGUGUCAGAGACACUAGAAUCUGUGCCACUUUCCACAACCUGCUAUCGCACACUCUGAAAAGAAAUUAAUCCUACGCUCCUUAGGCACCAAAGGAGAAUGAGAAACCCCCAGUGGUAUUUUAUAACAGGAGUGUAAUGAGAAAAGUAGGUUUCCAGGAAUUCUGAUUAUUAAAAACAAAAACAGAGUGAACAUUCUCAGAAAAAUGUCCAGGAGUGACCAAGGGUGUCCUCUCUGGCCAUGCUUGGACCUGUUCUCUACCCUGACCCCCUUUCUAAAGUCUCAGUACAGCGAAGGACAAUUCAAUAAGAACAGGACAGUCCACAUCUUUUUUCCCUCCCCCAGCCACAAAUAUUUGACAAAAUGUCCAUGAAACGCCUUUGGAGAGGUGCUCUUCUGGAUGUUGCUUCAGUCAUAAAGAGAGGGUCAGAAGGACCAGCUUCUUCCCAGGAACUCCUGACCAGUUCUGAAACCCAGACCUGGCAAGCAUCUUUCCUCGCCAAAGACUGCAGUUGUCCAGGAGCAUUUGAUGGGUUUGUUGCUCUUCUUCACUUCCAAAUCCUUACAGCAGAGAGAGGGACCUGGACCUAAGGCGGAGGUGACAGCUGCCCUUAAAAUCUCUAACAUUUCUUGUUAUGUUAGUAUGAAAGACCUAAAGGCUGAACCUUAUUUUGCCAAGUGCAUUUUUCUGUUUUUGAGUUGGCCAAAAUAUUUUAACAACUAUUCAACAAAUGUUGCUUAAAAUACACACACCCCUGAAAUAUAUGCUUACUACUGACAUCCUUUACCUCAGGGAGAGAGUCUGUUCACAUCUACCCAAGGGAAAAGGCUCCAGUGUAUAGAAGACAGGCACAUGCCAUCAGGGGUAGGCCUAGUCAUGACAUGCCAGAGGGGAUGUCAGAGCAGUAGGGAGGCAAGCGGCCUCUUCUAGAUCACAGAUGGCAAACGAUGCAAGAGUGAGAUUCAACCUUGUUUUCUUCUCCUGUGGCCCUGAGAACGUCUCCUGCCCUCCCUGGACAUUUGUGUCUUCAUUUCUUACACGGGGAUGAUGCUUUCAUCAGCUCUUACCCCACACUACCUCACAAAUGUGUUGUGAGGACUAAUAAAAAUCAUGUCUACAGUGUUUUCAAUUUCUGGAGAAAAAUAUUUAUCAACGUUUUAAGUAUUACAUAGAUACAUAUGUGAUCUUAAUUUCUUGUUUGUUGUUAUAGUGCUGUGUUGUUUUUACUAAAAUCUAUAAAACAAUAGCUGUAUUGCAGCCACAUCAGACAGCUGUUACAGCUCCAGGCUACCCCCAUGAGGCUGACGGCUGACUGCAGGUUAUCCUGCCUGGGACCAUGAGGGAUGGUUUCCAUCUCCAAAUGAAAAGAUGGCCCAGGACACAGGUCUCACAGACUACUGAGCUAGGGUCCAGGAGGUUAAAGUAACACAGUGUGGUUACUGCCAGCAGUUGACCUUUGGCCUUGACCAUCCUGAAGUGUGAGUUCUUUGUGGAGUUGACUUUGGUUUGAUGUCAUCUGUUUGCCCUUCAUCUUGCUUUCAAGGAUGUGUGGUUCAGUCCCUUGCAUCCCGGAAAUGAAUUUUGCAACCAGGCCACAUUGAUUUGCACAUUGAUUCACCUUCUUUGCCUUUAACUUCUUUUUGGCAAAUGAAUGUACCAUUGCAACUUUGAUUUUAAACUGCUAGUUAAUAUUGGUAGUAGUGCUAACCAAGAGACCAGUGCCAGGCCAUCUCCUUGCAGUGAGUUAGCUGACAUCGUUUAAAGAUGGAAAGAUGUGCAACUUCUCUGAUAUUUGAUGUUACUGUAUCUACAUUUGUUGUAAGACAUAUUGUAUACUAAUUAUAGUUAUAUCGAUUAAAAUGUUAAAAGCUUUCA
Molecule: messenger RNA, 6172 nt
Organism: Manis javanica (Malayan pangolin)
Lineage: Eukaryota; Metazoa; Chordata; Mammalia; Pholidota; Manidae
Gene: PARM1
Product: prostate androgen-regulated mucin-like protein 1
Cellular component (GO): plasma membrane; Golgi apparatus; late endosome
Source: RefSeq, a predicted model, not a curated record